Rhododendron vialii is the source of this 891-nucleotide messenger RNA. Its product is annotated as MYB-like transcription factor ETC1. Gene Ontology annotation, cellular component: nucleus. Bases 438 to 665 code for a protein of 75 amino acids. The record is from RefSeq and is a predicted model, not a curated record. NCBI's taxonomy places the organism in Eukaryota, Viridiplantae, Streptophyta, Magnoliopsida, Ericales, Ericaceae. Gene Ontology annotation, molecular function: transcription cis-regulatory region binding. The transcript is spliced from 3 exons. Gene Ontology annotation, biological process: cell differentiation.
CAUAAUUCAAUUCAGAUGUGCUUGGAAAACUAAUUUCAGGUUUAACAAUCGAAUCUCUUCAGCCCAAAAACUGGUACUUGAGAUCAGUCACAAAUGAAGGAGAUUUCAAUGGGGUAGUCCCUAUACAGAAGAAGCUGUAACGGCAAUUAAAAUAUUUUCCCCUUCCAGCCAAAACUCAUUGAUUCAACUAACUAUCAAGAAACCAGGGAGAAAAGCAGUGCCUGUUUCAGCUACCAUUCUUCACUUCUCUGAUCACCAUCCAUUCUCAAUCUGAGAAAUUGGGCCAGUUUGUUAUUGUUUGUUUCUUUCUUUGGAGCCUACAUUUGCCUAUAUAACAAUUUACUCAGUCCUACAGGAAGACUAUCCAUAUACCAUAUACUCUUUGUGCAGUUAAUUCCAACUGGUUACUUAUUCUCUCUCUCUGUCUCUCUCUCCAAAUGGCCGACUCAGAACACUCUUCUUCUAAUGAGACUUCUGUUGUUGAUUUCCGAGAUGAAAGUAGCAAGGAAAAUAAACAAGAAUUCACAGAAGAUGAGGAAACGCUCAUCAUUAGGAUGUACAAUUUGGUAGGAGAGAGGUGGUCUUUAAUUGCUGGGAGGAUUCCGGGAAGAACGGCAGAGGAAAUCGAGAAGUAUUGGAAUUCCAGAUGCUCGACGAGCGAAUGAAAUUCCGGCAUCUUGGCAAUGCAUCUGCAUGCUCAAGGAAACAUACAGUGAUUUUGGUGAGGGAAGUGGGACUGUUCUUGAUUCAGCUAUUGGCAUAUCGAAGAGAGCAACCAUCAAUUCUAUAUGUCAAGUUGUCUAUAUGUUUUUAGUGUCGUGUUCAAGGUUUCUGGGUAUUAGUCGAUUGUUAUUAUCCUUGUGGUCCGGUCCGACGUGAAACCAUGCAUAU